This is a messenger RNA of Papaver somniferum (opium poppy), 1734 nucleotides long. RefSeq lists its product as uncharacterized. The record is from RefSeq and is a predicted model, not a curated record. Gene Ontology annotation, molecular function: catalytic activity. The coding region runs from base 1 to 1734 and encodes 577 amino acids. The transcript has 2 exons. Lineage: Eukaryota; Viridiplantae; Streptophyta; Magnoliopsida; Ranunculales; Papaveraceae.
AUGCGUGUUCUCUUCUGGAACAUCAAUGGAGUUGCUCGUGAGGCAGCCAGAGACAAGCUGAAGGAGUUAAUUAAAGAAUUUAAGCCUGAUAUAUUCUGCAUUGCAGAACCUAAGGUUUAUUGUUCUGAUAAUUUUUUGCAAGGGUUACAUAUUUCUGGUUAUAUGAGAAACGUUAUUCAUAAUUCUGUUGGGAGGUUGAAAGGGAAUAUUUGGAUCUUUUGGUCUGAGGAGAUGGUAAUGCCUAAUAUAAUAAACUCUAGCAAACAAGCUGUUACAAUUGAAGUUGAUGGUGUUAUGAUCUCUUUCAUUCACGCAAGCUGUAUUCAAGUCACUAGAAGAAACUUAUGGCAGCAACUGUCUUCUCGUGAUUGUACAACUCCUUGGUUAGUCAUGGGAGAUUUCAACUGUGUCUUACAUAAUGAGGAAAAAAGAGGAGGGCGUGAGCCUAGAACUUCUGUCAUCAAUGAAUUUGCUGAUUGGAUGGAUGAUAAUGAUCUCUUUGAAGCAGACUCCUUGGGUUCUAAAUUCAUUUGGGCUAAUGGUCAAUCAGGUGUAAGAAGAAUUCUUUGUAAAUUGGAUAGAGCCUUGAUUAAUGAAGCUUGGAUGAAUAAAUUUGAGAACUGGAGAUGUAAGGCUCUCCCUAGGGAAGUAUCCGAUCACUCUGCUAUUAUUGGUUUUCCUAUUACUUUUUUGAGGCCAAAAAGAGCUCUUUUCAGGUUUCAAAAGAUGUGGUUUGUGCAUAAUGAUUUCAUGAGUUUGGUUAAGGAGAACUGGAAUGCUCCUGUUUUAGGUUCUCUGGCUUUUAUCUUUCCCUUCAAGCUUAAGAGAUUGAAGAAUGGUCUAAAGGAAUGGAAUAUGAGGGUUUUUGGUAAUGUUCAUGCUAGGUUUAAGCAAGCUAAACUGACUUUAGAAGUUGCUCUUCGUAUUUCUGAUGAAGAUCCUGAGGAUGUUAGCAAGCUUAAUGCUGCCAAAGAUGCGUCAAGUACUCUCCAAGACAUUAGAGCUCAACAAGCCAUUAUGUUAAAACAAAAAUCAAGAAGUAAAUGGUUGUUGGAGGGUGCAAGUAAUACUUCUUUCUUUCAUGCCAAUAUUAGAACUCGUAGGAGCAACAAUAUGAUUUCUGAAUUGGUAGAUGGUAAUGGGAAUAUUCUAACAGAUUUUGAACAAAUUCGAGACCAUGUUGUGUCUUUUUAUGAGGCUAAAUUUAAUGGUUCAGACCUGCCUAUAGAGGAAGAUCUGUUUGAGUAUGAACACAACAUUAUUUCUGUUGAAGACAGUCAAAGAAUGGAUGCAAUUCCGACUCUAGAUGAAAUUAAAGAGGCGGUUUUUAUUCUUGGAGUUGACAGUGCACCUGGCCCUGAUGAGAAGGUUAUUCCUCAAGGUACUAAUUCUAGUCUCUUGAUUUUACUUGCCAAGGUAAAAGGAGCAAACACUCUUAAUAAUUUUCGGCCUAUUGGUCUUAGUAAUUUUUUCUUUAAAAUUUUCACUAAGAUCCUAGCUACUAGACUUGGUAGUGUCCUUGAUAAUCUUGUUUCAGAAGAGCAAGUUGCGUUUAUGAAGGGGCGUAACAUUCAUGAAAACAUAAGUGUUGCUUCAGAGAUGGUUAAUGAUCUUAAGACAAAACGUAAGGAUGGCAAUGUUGGUCUCAAGCUUGAUAUUACUCAAGCUUUUGAUACGGCUAGCUGGUCUUUUGUCUUGGGGGUCUUUCGGAGGUAUGGUUUUUCUGAAAAUUAG